AUGAAUAGCAACAACAAGAACAACAUGAAGACGAGUUCCACAAAAGAGAGUGGUAAUGGUGCUACUACCAACAUUGUUAUCACAGAGACAAUCAGGAAUAAGAAGGUCGAGAGGAAGGCAUCAAUGGACGUGGACCAGUGCGCGGAAGCAUUCAUCUCAAAGUUCAGAAAUCAGCUUCUUCUCCAGCGUCUUGAGUCCAUCGACAAUAUGCUCUCUCGAGGCCUUUAA
This is a messenger RNA of Arabis nemorensis, 228 nucleotides long. The record is from the annotation of a GenBank genome assembly. NCBI's taxonomy places the organism in Eukaryota, Viridiplantae, Streptophyta, Magnoliopsida, Brassicales, Brassicaceae.